CUUCCCAAAACUGAGAGGCACUGAUUUUCAUACCCACUUGUUUGCAAAGCGCCCUUCUCUCCUACCCAGCAGGUGGCUUCGUGCGCCACAUGGCGCCUCACUUUCUGGUAUCCACCCCUGAGGAGCACCGAUGAUGGAGUAUAGCACGGCGUGUGCAUGGUGGGGCUGACGUCACUGCCGAAGGAGGAAGCGGCGGAGAGCGCUGAGGCAGAGCUGUCACUAAGUUGUGGGGAGCCCGCGAGACGCUCUGCAUAGCCAAGCUUCGAGCUCCAACGAACGGACGGUUGCUAAGCACAGGGCAUUGGGGAUUCCUUCCCGGCGCAUAACAUGGCCGACGUGCUCUCGCACACCGAUUCUCUCACCUCGGCGGAGGUGGUCAGCCGGUUCGCCCGCAAAGGAGCUCUUAGGCAGAAAAAUGUGCACGAGGUGAAGAACCAUAAAUUCAUUGCCAGGUUCUUUAAGCAGCCAACGUUCUGCAGCCACUGCACCGAUUUCAUCUGGGGAUUUGGAAAACAGGGUUUCCAGUGCCAAGUUUGCUGUUUUGUGGUUCAUAAGAGGUGCCAUGAGUUUGUGUCGUUUUCUUGUCCAGGGGCAGACAAAGGUCCUGAUACUGAUGACCCAAGAAGCAAGCACAAGUUUAAAAUCCAUACCUAUGGCAGUCCUACAUUUUGUGAUCACUGUGGCUCUCUGCUGUACGGGCUAAUUCACCAGGGGAUGAAGUGUGAAACAUGUGAUAUGAAUGUUCAUAAAGUAUGUGCGUUGAACAUCCCAAGUCUUUGUGGAACUGAUCAUACAGAGAGGAGAGGGCGAUUAUACCUGAAGGCUGAAGUCAGCGGUGACAAGUUACAUGUCACAGUGGGAGAAGCCAGAAAUCUUAUUCCAAUGGACCCUAAUGGGCUUUCAGAUCCAUAUGUCAAGCUAAAACUUAUUCCAGAUCCCAAGAACGAGAGCAAGCAGAAAACCAAAACGAUGCGUUCUACUUUGAACCCAAACUGGAAUGAUUCCUUUACCUUUAAUCUGAAGCCUUCUGACAAGGAUCGCCGAUUGUCUGUGGAGAUUUGGGACUGGGACCGAACAACUAGAAAUGACUUCAUGGGUUCACUUUCAUUUGGCGUAUCAGAGUUAAUGAAAGCACCAGUGUGCGGAUGGUAUAAAUUGUUGAACCAAGAAGAAGGCGAGUACUACAAUGUCCCAAUCCCAGACGCUGAUGAUGGAAAUGUGGAGCUGCAGCAGAAGUUUGAGGUUAACAGCAUUGACUCGAAUAAGAAAGCUCGCCUUGGUCCUGCUGGUAAAAAGGUGAUCAGUCCAGAAAGGAAGUCCAGUUUACCUCUCAACAACCUUGCUAGGUUCAAAUUAGAAGACUUUAAUUUCGUGAUGGUGCUGGGCAAAGGGAGCUUUGGAAAGGUUAUGUUGGCUGAAAGGAAAGGUGCAGAUGAACUGUAUGCUAUCAAGAUUUUGAAAAAAGAUGUCGUCAUUCAGGAUGAUGAUGUUGAAUGUACAAUGGUAGAAAAGAGAGUUCUGGCUUUGCAAGAUAAACCACCAUUCCUAACACAGCUACAUUCAUGCUUUCAGACUGAAGACCGUUUAUAUUUCGUUAUGGAAUAUGUGAAUGGGGGAGACCUCAUGUACCACAUUCAGCAGGUGGGGAAGUUUAAGGAGCCACAAGCAGUGUUCUAUGCAGCUGAGAUUGCAAUCGGGUUAUUUUUUCUGCACAAUGCAGGGAUUAUUUACAGGGAUCUGAAGUUAGACAAUGUUAUGCUCGAUGCUGAAGGCCACAUUAAGAUUGCGGAUUUUGGAAUGUGCAAAGAAAGCAUUGAAGAUGGAAUGACAACACGCACCUUUUGUGGAACUCCCGAUUACAUUGCUCCUGAGAUUAUUGCAUAUCAGCCUUAUGGGAAAUCAGUAGAUUGGUGGGCCUAUGGAGUAUUGCUCUAUGAAAUGCUGGCAGGCCAGCCUCCUUUUGAUGGUGAAGAUGAAGAUGAACUUUUCCAGUCAAUCAUGGAACACAAUGUAUCCUAUCCGAAAUCAAUGUCCAAAGAAGCGGUUUCCAUCUGUAAAGGGCUUAUGACCAAACACCCUGCAAAGCGACUUGGUUGUGGACCUGAAGGGCAGAGAGAUAUUCGAGAACAUGGUUUCUUUAGAAGAAUUGAUUGGGAGAGGUUAGAAAAUCGAGAAAUCCAACCACCAUUCAAACCAAAAGUGUGUGGCAAAGGUGCUGAAAAUUUUGACAAAUUCUUCACACGUGGCCAGCCGGUGUUAACUCCUCCUGAUCAGCUUGUAAUAAACAAUAUUGAUCAAGGAGAGUUCUCAGGAUUUACAUUUGUGAACCCACAGUUUUUUCAUCCUUGUUUAGAGAAUGCUGCUUGAAGAGCACUCCUACUGGUGUCACAUAAAAUAGGAAAUCGUAUAUUUUUUAUUUGCCCUAGAGCUAUGGUACUCUUAAUUCCAGUCAGUAUGAUAAACUGGUUAAAUAAAGGAAAUACUUUUGGGGUUGUACCUUGGAAACAAAGAUGCACUCGUAAUGGUGAGUUGCCAAAUCUACCAUAGUGGAAAAUAAGUUUGGAUCCAGUGCUCUACAAAUAGAAAAAUCUCUAAUGUGCUGAAAACACCCAUCCAUAAGAAAUAUCUCUAAUGUUGCAUUGUUAAAUAUAAAUACAAUGGCUACUGUCUUAAGUUUUUCACUGGAAUUUUCCACAAAGUUUAAAUAAUUAAAAUGUGUUAUAAAUAUGGUUUCUAUUAAAACUGCAAGGUGAUGGUUAAAGAGAUUGCAUUUCUGUAAUCUGGUCUUCAAAGUACCAUAGGUGUAGCUGAAAAUGCAUAUACUGGGCCCGUAGGACCCUCCUCUUCCUUUGGUCUUCCCUGUGACUUCAUACAAGAGUGUAAAGUAGACAGCAGAGCAAAAAGAAAGAACAGCAAUGUGUGUCAUGAACAGCUUGGUUCAGGCCACUUGGGGACCAUGCAGGUCGUGCAAUGGAUGCCUAUAUAAAAAUAGAAAAAAAAUCCCUUUGGAUUUAAAUUAUUUCUACUAAUUUCUCUGUAACUAUAUGAAGUCUUCUACCACUCAGUGCUACAGCCAGUGUGCAUAAAUGGUAGCAUUCAGAUAAAAGUGCAAUUUCUUAACAUCUAUUUACAAACCAGAUUACUUUACAUAUUGAUAAAGUCUGAGCUUAUAACUAUCGAAAUUAUUUGGGUGUCUGUUGCAGGAGUCAUGAAUUUUACCAUUAUUUUUCUUGAAAGUUAAUUUCCGUGUUCAUAGUAAGUUUGUAUUUGUUGGAGUUACAGAGUUGCACAACAGAGAUAUUACAAUGUAUAAUGAAAAGAUGUCAGUAUGUUAUGCACUAUGGGCAUGCCUGGCAGCACACGUUAUACCUUCUGAAUGAAAGCAGAAGCAAAUCUGUGUGAUGUAAGCAUAACAUUGCUGUAGAUGACAUCAGAUGUCAGAAUCAGAUAAAAAGGAAUGCAGCUGAUAAAGCUGAGAAGACAAUGCUACAGCAGGCCAGCUGGCAGGCUUAAAAUUAAACUUGAAGCAAGAGGAGGUUUGCACACGUGAUAACCAAAUCUAAGAUUUAGUAUUUCUAUAGAAAUUAUUUGUGAUUAAAGUUUAGAUAAUGGUAAAUUUCAGAAAAGCUCUGCAGUGUCAUGGACUGAAUGAAGGUUACACCUGCAAUCUACUAAUUUUUAAGAAGGAAUUAUGUACUACAUAUGCACCAUGCAAUGGACUUUGCAUGUUUCUACUAAAUCUUAAUGACAAGCAAGUCUAAUAUAUAUAUAUGUAUGUAAUUGACAUAAUCUUAUCAGUAUGAAACAGAGUAUUAUAUUAAUUUUAUAUAAAGAAAACUUGUGAUAUAUUUGUGGAGGUACUAUAUAAAUUGCUUUUCCGGAUGAACUUAGCUAUAGCUGAUAUGCUUGAUUCUGUGUUCUCCUUUGUUGCAUCUUGCCAAUGUUUUAGGAUACGUUUUCUGUAGCUCUACUUUUCAAAAGAAUAAUGCUACUUACAGAUUUUAUACAAAGAUUCAAAUAUGCUUUUAUUACAAACAUGAGCUAUGACUGUAUAAAUGGCCUUUUUGCAAUGGAACUAUUUAUUGCAGCCUAGAUUUGUUAUGGGCUCAUAUCAUUUAAUCUAAUCAUCUGAUGUAUUCUGUAUGCAAUCUAGAAAAGCAUUCAUUGAAGCACAUUGUGGGUACACAUGUUGGAAAUGAUGCAACAUGUGAACCUGUUUUUUUUUUUUUUUUUUUUUUAGUUCUUUUGCCUUGAUAAUAUCAGUAACUUAUGAAUUUUUGCCUUCCUGAUUUGCAUGUCAGUGCCAGAAGCAUGUUGCUCCCCACUGUACUGCAUGCAUAAUAGUCGAUAUGUCCUAGCACGUUAAUUAAAUGUGUAACAGCUUCGAUACUGCAGAACUUACUCUCCCUUGCUCACUGAACCAAGAAUGACUAUCUCCUGGACCUUGUAUGAAUAUAUCCUUUGCAUCAGUCACAAGUCUGAAUGUAUGACUGUACUGUAAUUCUUGUUCCAUAUUGCUGAUACCCACAUUUUGUGCCAAAUUUCAUGAUGUGAAUAUUACAUAGGAAUUAAAGCACCGGUCUUAGGUUUGCAGAAGCAACAAAAUUAAAGAACACCAUAAUAAAAACAGCACAGCCAUUUUAAUUGUAUGUAUAGCUGUAUUAAGGACCAAAACUUUUGUAUUUAUUUUAACCUUGUGUUAAUAAGAAGAAUGCAUUUGAGGAUAUUAAUUGCCAGUAUUUUUUGACAACUCUUGACAAAACCUGAGAAUCUAUUUUAUACCUAACUAAAUCACAAUACAUGUAAACAACUAUUUUUUCUUGAGACUAUUUAUAGAUGUCACGAUAAAGUUCUUUAUACAUUUCUUAAUAAGACGUAGAAGACAUUCUGACUAAUACACUCCCGAUACUAUUCACUACUUUUAAUAAGUAUUUUUGUAAGUAUAAAAUGUAAACGUUCAAUGAUUAAGUACUGAAGGAUUUUUUAGGAGGAGUUCAAUGUCAACAUUCAGGUACGUUCUAGUACAUCGUGGAAGAUGCUUCCACAUCUUUACACAGGGGCAUUGUAUUUCAUUGUUUGACACAUUAUCAAUUGCCUUUCCUCAUAAUAAUAAAGCACCCAUUAAUGUGUUAUGAAAGGCUUAAAUUUAUAGACAUUUGUUACUAAUAUAAUGCUAAUUUCAUAGUUUUUUUUCAAUGGACUUGAAUUUCAGAUUAUUACAAUCAGAAGAAAAACAUGUUGGAAAAUGGUGCAUUAACUAAGGCAGGUGCUUUCAAAUGUUUAUGAAGUUUGCACGUUCAAACAUAAGAGAAAAAUUAUGUUAUAUUAUCAGCUACUGUCUUCUGGCCUUAGACACUGUUUGCUGUUUUUUGCCGAGUUUAUCAGUAAGAUACAUGCAAACAUAAUCUUCCCUGUUUAUCAUGAGGGUAACCUAGAAAUGCACUGUCAUUGCAUUUACCUCCCAAUUACAGCUCCUGCAUUAUACGGCCUCUUUUUAAGCUAGUCUCCUCUGUUAUGCAGCUCUUCAUUUUGCCUCUACAGCUUUUUCAGUAAAACAGUUAUGCUUUGCCGCACACAUUUCAUUGGUCUGUUAUAAUUCCCAUGAGGCAGUAGCAGGAAGUAUUGUUGUAUUUUUUCAGUUUCAGAACACAUCUGUAGGUGGCUGCUAUGCUAUUUUCAGUAUAGUUACUACAUGUGAUUCCCAUUUUGAACCGUAGAAGCCUUAUCUAGCUUUCCUUUUUUUGCACCUUAAUACUGCAGUAAAUCCACAUCACUCUGAUAUACCACCUCCACUACAUUAAGACAUCUCAUGUUAUACAAACACCAGCUUAGUAAGUCGUCAUUGUACUGUGUCUCUCCAUCCUUAGAUAUGUGCCAGGAAAUCAGUGUUUGACAUGGUGGCUUUUAUCAAAUUUUGGUUUAACAGUCUAUACCAGCUCCUUGUCCUUUAAGCAAGCUUUAUUUUUAGGCUCAGCAUUUUAUAAAGCUGAUUAUAUGCCUUGCUACAUGGCACAGACUGAUUUAAGUCGCUGGUAAACACUUAAUUUCCCUCAUCUCAUUAGUAUGCUCAGUUUCAGAGAGAUAUUAAUAUUUCUGGCAAUUAGCACAGAGGAAUAAUGCUCUGACAUUUAAUGAGCUGCUUUUUGUGCCAAGGGUACAGGGUUUGAUUCCUUCCACUUUCGUUUGCCUGCUGAGCGACAUUGAACAAGUCACUGAACCAGGAAAUGCUUUGUGGCAAUUGGCAAUCUCAGCUAGUUCCUUAAUGGUAUCCUAGACUCCAGGCCUUGUACCUACUUAUGAACCUAUACAAAUGUAACUGUAUGGGUUUGGAAAGCAGGCAUCCAUAAUACUUUUUGUUUCAGGCUAAUCAAAUGUCCACUCUGUAUUUAUAGCAUUGACUACAUAAAUCUUUUUGUACCAGUUGACAUUGGGACAAGAUUUGUAUUUCACAGUCUUUAUCUUCAAAUCACUGUAGAAACUGUACUGUCCCUUGCCUUAUAUAAUGUAAUAAUACAGAAAGCAUGGUAUUAAUGUUAUAAGCUGAUAUUCCUAGUACCAUUUAAUGAAUAACACUUAAGAAAAGUAAUUAAAAUAAACUUCCAAUUACCUAUCAGCACAGUGAACCCAAAGCUGGUACUGUAUUAAAGAUGCAUUAGUAUCAAUAUAACAUAAUAGUUAAUAUUAGUAAUUGUCAAAUACAAUUAUUACCUUUUUUUUUUUACAAAAUGUUUCUUUGUAUGGUACCCUUAUCCAUAUGAGACAGACCAUUUACUAGGGAAGUGAAGGUCUGCUUGACAGUUCAUUAGAUUAGUUUUGCCUUUGAUGCUGGCUGCCCUAGGUUUGAACUGAUUUGAGGUUAUUACAAGGAUUUGACAGUAGGCAUCAAGAAAUGGGCAGCAAUUAGCAUUGUCUACAGUAUGGGCUAACACAUUCACCACGGUAAGAUGAAGAAGUAAUCACUGGUGAAAAUAGUCUACCAAAGAACACCUUACGUUCUAUGCAUUUCAUGUGCUUUAUUUAUGUUACUGUUUUCUUGGAGCACGUUUAAAUAACAAUGAUUGUUCAAAAAUGAAAGGCAAAAAGUUUGACAUUCAUGACAACCUCUUCAGAGCAUCAUAAUGUAUAGUAACAAAACAAACUCAAUAGAUUUACAAGUGCUUUGAAUUAGAAAAAAGUAGAACUGAACACAAAAGAAACCUUCACUAACAUAUUCAUUAAAAGUAUGACAUUUAGCUCCGAGGAUUAAAGUACUGUAAACUAGCUGCUUCAUCUGGUCAGUGGUCAAAGGUUUGAUUCCCUCAACCCCCAUUGUGUAACUCUUGGAUUCUGAGUAAGUCACUUAACCAGACAGAUGUCCCGUGAUGAGUUUGAAUAAGAUCCAUGUUGAUCAGUGCUCUGCCCCUGAAAACAAAUACAAAUAAAUAUCAUGUUUUAUUCUCAACACUCCAGAGGUCACACUACCCUGGAGUUAACAUUAAGACUUGUUUUUAUGAAGUCCAUCUACACCUCUUAAUUUGAUAAUGUACUCAGCAUUAACCUGUAUAGUUUUGAGUGUGGGAGCACAGCUCUCAGACUGAGAAAUUCUGGUGGGAACUCUGCUUUCAGAAUUAAGCAGUUGUAUUACCUUUGUCUGUAGCUUUUUAUGUGGUUAAAAUGGUGUUAUGAAGAAAUUUCCCUUAACAUUAUAAUAUUUGCAUCAGUGAAGUUUAACUGCUACACUAUUAUUGGGUAUACGUUAUUGAAGUAAUAUUAUGCAUAUGUCUUAGUUUAGUUAACUUUUCAAAUCUUUGCUACCAUUAUACAUAAAAUGAGAUUUAUUUUUUACAUUGAUUUAAAAGCAGAGUUUUGAAGAUGUUUGAGAAGUCAUUGAUAUAAAAAGAUCUCGUUCAUGACAUUUAUCAAGAACCCAAUAGUAUGACAGUAUGGAAGUCAGCACAACUCGUGCUUAGCAGCAUACUGCUAUAGCAGUCUGAUGAGCUUCCAAAGUUGAUGAAUGUCUAAUUAGUAAAGAAACUAAGGCUAGGGAAAGACUCUACAGUGAGCACAGCAUUGCAUCAUAAUUAAAUUCAUUACGUGAAUACUAAUUUUGAAAUGUAGAGACAAAUGAGUUUAACUGAAUGUGGUAGCACUUAUUAUAUGUACAAAUACUACACAUUAAUUCAACAGUACAUUAGCUGUAUUAUACUAAGUGCGCAUUUUCAAAGGAAACUACUUUUCUUGAACCACCUGUGUCUGUGCAACUUUGGAGUCCAUUAUGUUAAACAAGAGAGUUUAUAUGGGAAAAUCUCCUACAUGCAACUUUAUUUUUAAAUAUAUUUGCUUCAACAUUUUUAUGUAGACAUCUAUCAUUCAAGUGGGAUUUGCUUAAGCAGCCCAUAUUUUUUCUCAUCAGAGAGAUAUAUAUAACACAUAGCACUUCUAAUUCAGAGGUUGACGUUAAAUGGUUUCCUUAAUUCAGACUUUUCUCAUUGUGGAUUCAGUGACUGGACAUUCAGUAUUAAACACAUUCAGCCAUGCUUUAAGUACCCAUUUUCAUGAUUCAUAAUGAGGGAUUUGGUCUUCACAUGUAUAGAAUUAUGGUCUAGAAAAUCAUACUAGAACUGUUAAAUAGAAAGCUACUAACUGACCUAAACUGUAGGCAGAGGAGAAUGUUCUGCUUAAGAAGUUAUUUCUGACCAUUUUUGAGGAUGACUUCCAGUUUCAGGCUUUAUGCUUCAAGGGUAGGUAUGUUUGCGUGUGUGUAUUUAUGUAUAUGUAUACAUUUAUACAUAUUUUUCAAUGUGUGCGUGUAUACACACAGCAUGCAACAUUUUUGAAUGCCACAUCAUCGAAUAUUAGAAAUGCAAAGUAUCACCACUGAAAGGCCACUGUAUUGCAGUUCUUCUGUGUCAAAACACAGAAUGGAUUUUCAUGUUGAAAUAAAGUGUGCUAUUUGCGAAUAGUCCGUCUUGGAGUUGUUGACUUCAUUGUGCCUGUGAGACCACAGACACAGUAUAUAUAAGUAAGGAAUAUGGUGCUGGCUAUAUAUUCCCUGCAAAAAGUGCUUUUGUUGGUGCUUUAUUGUGUUUUUUAUUAAUUGGUAGGCUAACUUCAUGUAGAGAUGUAUAUGUUACAAUUAUUCUGUUUUUCAGCUACAAGAAACUCAUUAAUUAUGUACUGCACUUUUUCUAGUGCUCUGACGUUUGAGUACGUAACACAUUUUAUAUAUAU
Protopterus annectens (West African lungfish) is the source of this 9210-nucleotide messenger RNA. It is a transcript of the gene PRKCA, whose product is annotated as protein kinase C alpha. Gene Ontology annotation, biological process: protein phosphorylation. NCBI's taxonomy places the organism in Eukaryota, Metazoa, Chordata, Ceratodontiformes, Protopteridae. The transcript is spliced from 18 exons. The record is from RefSeq and is a predicted model, not a curated record. The coding region runs from base 328 to 2367 and encodes 679 amino acids. Gene Ontology annotation, molecular function: diacylglycerol-dependent serine/threonine kinase activity; zinc ion binding; ATP binding.